UUGAAUGAGGAGCUACACCGGGACAGUAGAAGAAGCUUCCCCUACGACUUUGACGUUUCAGCAGCAGCGUCUGUCUUGACCUUCCUACAGCAGCGUGACCAACUAAAAGAUGGCUGGACAGGGAUUUGCAAAAUGGUGGGCCUUGAUGAGCCCUUACUAUACUAAGGCAUACCAAGAGAUGUGGGUGGGAGUUGGCCUCUUGGGAUUCGUGUACUACAAAAUUUCCUUUGGGGGCAAGAAAGCUGUGAAGGACAAGCCUGCCCAUUGAGUUUUUCACCAUGCAGACCACCCCUCCACCUGCUGUGAAAUAUUGCCCCAAAUCCAGAAGUCCAGCUUCACAUUUAAAUUUUUGUUAAUAUGGAACAAAUAAAGUUGUUAAACUUCACUCA
This is a messenger RNA of Stegastes partitus (bicolor damselfish), 389 nucleotides long. RefSeq names its product ATP synthase membrane subunit j (gene atp5mj). The transcript has 4 exons. Gene Ontology annotation, cellular component: mitochondrion. NCBI's taxonomy places the organism in Eukaryota, Metazoa, Chordata, Actinopteri, Pomacentridae. The coding region runs from base 110 to 268 and encodes 52 amino acids. The record is from RefSeq and is a predicted model, not a curated record.